AGUUCAUAUUAAGAUAUGAAACACUUGCAAUUAUCUCUCUUGUGUUCAUCAUGGCUCAGAAGUAGUCUUACGUUGUUUUGGAUGUUGUUGCUGGUUCAUCAUGUGUUACAACAACCAAAUGGUUGUUUUGCUUGUGUAGAGCAAGAGAGGAUUGCUCUUCUUGAUAUUGAAUUAGCAUUUACUGGUAAUGAAAGCAUUGCUGAUCCAUCCUCUUUCUUUAGCUUAUGGAAUAAGAGUAUUGAAUGUUGCAGUUGGUAUGGAGUGUAUUGCUCACCCACAACAAAGCAUAUCAGGGGCCUGGAUCUUGCUGGCAUCACAUGGGAGAAGAUGGAGUUUAAUAUCCACACUUUAAACAUCUCCUUGCUCCUUCCUUUCCAGGAACUGCGAAGCCUUAAUCUACGUGGCAACCACUUCAACAGCUGCAUCCCCAGUGAUUGUUUUGGCAGGAUGGCAAAAUCAGACAUUAAUCUCCGGUUCUUGGAUCUCUCUUGGAAUAAUUUUGAUUCUAAAGCACUGUCUUCCUUAGCUGCAUUACGCUCUCUCAAGGCUCUCUCUUUGAAGCAAUUUUGGCUAGAAAGUUCUCUUCAAUAUACAUAUGACAAACAAGGUCAAAUGAAAAGUGAACUCUUUAUCAAUACAUUAUCCAGUGCUUUGUCCAAAUUAAGCAAGCUCAAAUAUUUGGAUUUGUCUGAAAAUUGGAUGAAUGGAAGCAUUAUUCCAUAUUUGGGUCAUAUAUCAUCUCUCAAAACUUUGGAUCUUAGCGGGAACAAAAUGGAUGAAGGCCUUGAUCUAAAUGGAUUGUGCAAGAUAAAGAACCUUGAAGAAUUAGACAUCAGCUACAACAGUAUGAAUGCAAAUAUUCCAUUGUGCAUUAGAAAUCUAUCAUCUCUAAACUAUUUUGAUGCCUCCUACAAUCAAUUUGAAAUGAACUUGCCCUCAUCUAUUUUUGAAAACCUUACAAGGCUCGAGUUUCUUGACUUCUCAAACAAUAAUUUCGAGGGAGUGUUCUCACUUAGCUCAUUUGCAAACAAUACCGAGCUUAAAUUUUUGGAUCUUUCGAAUAAUCGUCGAUUAGAGAUCGAAACUGAAGAUCUGAUAAAUCCUCUAUUUCAACUGAAGGUUAUUGACUUGGCAAAUUGCAUUGUGAACAUGGUCUCUCAUUCCUUCCCCACUUUGUUCUCCACUCAGUAUAUGGUACAAUACAUUGAUCUUUCUAGUAAUAACCUUGAGGGAAAUAUUCCAUUGUGGCUAUUUGUGAAUAAGACCAAUCUAAUUAAUCUUACUUUGAGAAAUAACUCAUUAGGUGGCUCACUUAUAUUACCAUCCCAAAGUACAAAAUUAGUGCGGCUUGAUGUCUCCAAUAAUAAACUCACUGGAGAAGUACCUGUGAGCAUUGGUCUUGUUUUUCCCAAUUUAACAUACCUGAACAUGUCACACAAUUUGUUGCAAGGUGUCAUCCCUUCUUCAAUUAAACAUUUAAAACUAUUGAAAUAUUUAGCCUUAUCAAAUAAUAACAUAUCAGGGCAAAUAUCUGAUUUUGUUGAAGAGUUGCAAGACCUUUAUGUAUUAGACUUGUCUGUGAACCAAUUUCAGGGGCAUUUGCUUCCAAAUAACUGGAACCCUUUAGGCAUUUCAGUUUUUGUUUUUGCUGUUAAUAACAAUCAAUUGACUGGUGAAAUACCAACUAAUCUUUGCAAUAUGUCCUCUCUUUCUUUCUUAGAUAUCAGUGAAAACCAUUUCUCUGGAAAUCUACCAAGUUGUAUAACCAAUAUGUUUCUUUCGGUCCUUAGCGUUGAAGGAAAUAAUUUGGAAGGAAAUCUGCCAACUGAGCUUUGUUAUAUGAAUGGUCUUGCAUUGUUGGAUCUGUCUAAAAAUAAUUUUUUUGGCCAAGUUCCUUCUUGCUUCAACCUGCUGACUCAGUUGGAAUAUUUGAAUUUGAGAGGCAAUAAACUCACAGGACCCUUUCCAAAUGCUUUCUCAAACAUGAGUCAACUAGCAACACUAGAUUUGGGCAACAACCAUUUUGUUGGUCAUAUUCCUAAUUGGAUAGGGACUAAGCUUCACCUUUUGAAAAUCUUUUCUUUGAAAGGAAACCAUUUUAAUGGGCCAAUUUCAGAGCAAAUUUGUAAUUUACGAUUUCUCCGCAUCCUUGACCUUUCUCACAAUAAUUUGUCAGGACAUAUCCCUUCAUGUCUACAUAAUAUAGGGCAUGACCCGGGAUUGGAUUUCCAAUUUUCCAUAAUGAUUGAUCUUCUAACUCCCCAAGUCUCAAAGGUCCCUCACCAAGAGUAUAUCACUUUUGAGGUAAAACCAGCAGAUUCAACAUUAACUAUAUCAGAGUAUAUUGAGUUCCAUAUGAAGAAAAGAUCAGACAAUUACAGAGGAGACAUCUUACAUUAUUUAUCAGGACUAGAUUUGUCUUGCAACCAAUUGAUCGGCAUGAUCCCAGAGAACAUAGGCCAAAUGACUUGGCUUCGAGUUUUGAAUUUUUCCAACAAUCUACUGAUUGGUCCAAUUCCGGCUACAUUGUCAAAUCUAAGAAACAUUGAGAGCUUAGACCUCUCGCACAACAUGUUAGCUGGACGCAUACCUCCCCAACUCGCAGAGCUUCAUUUCUUAGCAGUCUUCUCCGUGGCAUACAACAACCUUUCUGGUCCAACAGUAGGAUUAGUUGCUCAGUUCAGCACAUUUGAUGAGACCAGCUAUGAAGGGAACCUUUAUCUCUGUGGCCCUCCGUUGGUGAAGAAUUGCACCUCAAUAGUACCGUCUCCAAAACAUCAAGUUACAAAUGAUAUUCACCCAGAUAAAAAAGCAGCAAAGGAUCGUCUUAUAUUAUUUGCAUCAAUUGCACUUGGUUUCAUCAUUGGUUUUUGGGGAUGGAUGGCUCUGCUAUUCCUCAAUAGAAAUUUGAGGUAUUCCUACUUUCUUGCAAUCGAUGGAUACAUGGAAGAAGCUUUCGACAUGGCUGGUAACCUCCUGUCAAAAAUGAAGUCAUGUUUGUAGACAUUGCAUGGCUCUUCUUUUAUUUACUUCAAAGUUCUCUUAGAUCAUGCAUAUGUGCUGUUGUACUAGCAAGCCAAAUGCAGAAGCAAGCUUGAGAUAUGGUAUUUAAAAAGUUAUCUUAGACAUGUGUUCUAUCAACUAGGUUCGAGAA
Molecule: messenger RNA, 3154 nt
Organism: Dioscorea cayenensis subsp. rotundata (Guinea yam)
Lineage: Eukaryota; Viridiplantae; Streptophyta; Magnoliopsida; Dioscoreales; Dioscoreaceae
Product: receptor-like protein 8
Exons: 4
Coding region: 16-3003 (995 amino acids)
Molecular function (GO): protein binding
Source: RefSeq, a predicted model, not a curated record